UUCUGAAGAAUGAGCUGGAAAGGUUUAAGAAAAUAUUAAAAAAAGAUAACACACAAAACUUUGUGAAGGAUUUUAAUGAGAACAGAUGCAGUAUCAAAGAAGCAGCUCUUGAUCUCACGCUCUACUUCCUGAGAGAGAUGAAGCAAGAUGAAGCUGCUGAUACUCUAGAAGAUGAGCUGAUCUUCAUUCAUCAGCUAAAAUGUAGCCUAAAGAAGAAGUAUCAAUGUGUGUUUGAAGGAAUUGCAAAGCAAGGUGACUCCACACUUCUGAAUAACAUCUACACAGAUCUCUAUAUCACUCAGGGUUGUAGUGAACAGGUCAAUACUGAACAUGAGGUAAGACAGAUUGAAGUUGCUUCCAGACGUCAUGAAUCGCAGGAGAGGCAGGUUGAAUGCAAAAAUUUGUUUGAAGCACCUGAACAAGACAAGCAGAUCAAAACUGUACUGACAAAAGGAGUUGCUGGCAUCGGAAAAUCAGUCUCUGUGCAGAAGUUUGUUCUGGAUUGGGCCGAAGGAAAAGAAAAUCAAGAUAUCAGCUUCAUAUUUCCUCUUCCAUUCAGAGAGAUGAACUUAAAGGAGCAAGAAAAACUAAGUUUGAUGGACCUUAUAACUCAGUUUUUCCCAGAGACAAAAGGACUGAAGUUUACAAGAAGAAAUCAUUUCAAAGUCCUGUUUAUUCUCGAUGGAUUGGAUGAAUGUCGACUUCCUGUAAACUUUAAGGAUAAUGAGACGUGGUUUGAUGUAUCAUCACCAGCCUCUCUGGAUGUUCUCCUAACGAACCUCAUCAAGGGAAAUCUGCUUCCUUCUGCUCUCAUCUGGAUCACCACCAGACCAGCAGCUGCCAGUAAGAUUCCUCCUGACUGUAUCGACCGGCUGACAGAGAUACGAGGAUUCAAUGAUGCACAAAAGGAGGAGUACUUCAGAAAAAGAAUCACGGAUGAGAAUCAGGCCAAAGAAAUCAUUGAUCAUGUUAAACAAUCAAAGAGUCUCUUUAUCAUGUGCCACAUCCCAGUCUUCUGCUGGAUUUCAGCCACUGUUCUCCAGAACAUUUUAGAGGCAAAAAGAAAUAAUGUUGUGAAAAAUAAUCAGGCUGAUGAUGCCUCCAAAACACUGCAGGAGUCAAAUACUGAAGACACUCCUAAGACUCUGACACAAAUGUACACACACUUUCUCAGAUUUCAGAUCCAGCAGAGCAGACGAAAGUAUGAUGGAGAAUACACACCAGAUGUUUCCUGGGAUAAAGAUGCCAUCUAUUCACUGGGGAAACUGGCAUUUGAUCAGCUGGAAAGAAACAAUGUGAUCUUCUAUGACACAGAUCUGAAAGCCUGUGGUAUUGACGUCUAUAAGGCAUCAGUGUACUCAGGCAUGUGUACCCAGAUCUUUAAGGAGGAAACAGGGAUCGUUGUUGGUACCAUGUACUGCUUUGUUCACUUGAGCAUUCAAGAGUUUAUUGCAGCUCUUUAUGCACAUCUGUUUCUAGUCAUAAAGCAGAGAAGUAUAUUUGUUCAUGAGUCUACAGAACAUGAAAACAAAAGUGAAACCAUGAUUGAUUUGCUCAAGACUGCAGUGGACAAGGCACUAGAGAGUGAUAAUGGACACCUGGAUCUUUUUCUUCGAUUCCUCCUUGGUUUGUCACUCCAGUCCAAUCAGAGACUCUUACAGGGUCUGUUCACAGAGCGAAAUGGAAAUGACCAGAGCAAAAAAGAAAUAGUCCAGUACAUCAAGCAGAAAUGUGAAGCUGAUCUGUCUACAGAGAGAUCCAUCAAUCUGUUCUACUGUCUGAAUGAACUGAACGACCAAACUCUGGUGAAAGAGAUUCAGACCCACCUUAGCAAAGGAAGUCUCUCAUCUGCUGAUCUUUCACCUGCCCAGUGGUCUGCUUUGGCCUUUGUGUUGUUGACAUCAGAGGAGGAGCUGGAGGAGUUUGAGCUUCAGAAAUUCAAGAAAUCAGACGAGUGUCUCAUUAGAUUAUCAGCAGUCAUCAAAACCUCCAAAAGAGCUCUGCUAAAUGAUUGUGGCUUAACAGACAAAAGCUGUUCAGCUCUGGCUACAGUUCUUGGAUCAGAUUCCAGUCUGAAAGAGCUGAACAUGAACAAUAAUAAUCUGCAGGAUUCAGGAGUGAAGCUGCUCUGCACUGGACUGCAAAAUAUGAAGUGCCAUUUGGAGAUACUGAGGCUAAAUGAUUGUGGCUUAACAGACAAAAGCUGUUCAGCUCUGGCUACAGUUCUUGGAUCAGAUACCAGUCUGAAAGAGCUGAACAUGAGCAAUAAUAACCUGCAGGAUUCAGGAGUGAAGCAGCUCUGCACUGGACUGAAUAAUAUAAAUUGCAAAUUAGAGAUAAUGAGACUUUCAGACUGCAGUAUUACUGAAGAAGGUUAUAAAGCUCUGGCUUCAGCUCUGAGAUCAAACCCUUCACACCUGAUAGAGCUGGAUCUCACAGGAAAUGAUCCUGGACAAUCAGGAGUGAAGCAGCUCAGUGAUUUACUACAGGAUCCAAACUGUCAACUGAACACACUGAGGUUUUUGGGUCCUGCUGCAGAUGAAGCCUGUCAGUAUGUGACUGGAAUUGUGGGUAAAAACCCGUUACUCCUGAGAGAGCUGAAUCUGAGUGAACAUGAACUAGGAGACACACGAGUGAAUCAGAUCGCUGCUCUACUGCAGGAUAAACACUGUCAACUCAACUCACUGAUACUUUCAAACUGCAGUAUCACUGAAGAAGGUUGUGCUGCUCUGGCAUCAGCGUUUAAUUCAAACCUCAGAGAGCUGGAUCUGAGCAGGAAUCAAAUAAGAGACUCUGGAGUGACAGAAAUCUCCAGUCUGCUGAGAAAUUCACAGACACUACAGAUACUCAGACUUUCAGACUGCAGUAUCACUGAAGAAGGUUAUAAAGCUCUGUCUUCAGCUCUGAGAUCAAACCCUUCACACCUGAUAGAGCUGGAUCUCACAGGAAAUGAUCCUGGACAAUCAGGAGUGAAGCAGCUCAGUGAUUUACUGCAGGAUCCAAACUGUCAACUGAAGACACUGAGGUGAGACGUUUUGGGUCCUGCUGCAGAUGAAGCCUGUCAGUAUGUGACUGGAAUUGUGGGUAAAAACCCGUUACUCCUGAGAGAGCUGAAUCUGAGUGAACAUGAACUAGGAGACACACGAGUGAAUCAGAUCGCUGCUCUACUGCAGGAUAAACACUGUCAACUCAACACACUGAUUCUGAAUAACUGCUGUAUCACAGAAGGAGGUUGUCAUGUUCUGGCUGCAGCUCUAAACUCAAACCCUUCAAAUCUGACAGAGCUGGAUCUGAGUGAGAAUAAACUAGGAAACCCAGGAAUGAAGAUCAUCUUGACUCUGUUUGAAAAUGUACAGUGUAGACUGGAAAAGCUGAAACUUUCAGACUGCAGUAUCACUGAAGAAGGUUAUAAAGCUCUGUCUUCAGCUCUGAGAUCAAACCCUUCACACCUGAUAGAGCUGGAUCUCACAGGGAAUGAUCCUGGACAAUCAGGAGUGAAGCAGCUCAGUGAUUUACUGCAGGAUCCAAACUGUCAACUGAAGACACUGAGACUUUCAGACUGCAGUAUCACUGAAGAAGGUUAUAAAGCUCUGGCUUCAGCUCUGAGAUCAAACCCUUCACACCUGAUAGAGCUGGAUCUCACAGGGAAUGAUCCUGGACAAUCAGGAGUGAAGCAGCUCAGUGAUUUACUGCAGGAUCCAAACUGUCAACUGAAGACACUGAGUCUGUAUGGAUGCAGUAUUACAGAGAAACAGUGUCUCAUCCUGACUUCAGCUCUGAAAUCAAACCCAUCACACCUGAGAGAACUGAACCUGAGCUGGAAUGAACUCGGAGACUCUGGAGUGAAACACCUCAGUGAUCUACUGAUGAACACACAAUGCAAGCUGGAGAAACUAGUUCUGUAUGGAUGCAGUAUUACAGAGAAACAGUGUCUCAUCCUGACUUCAGCUCUGAAAUCAAACCCAUCACACCUGAGAGAACUGAAGCUGAGCUGGAAUCAAAUAAAAAACACAGGAGUGAAUCACUUAUGUGACGUACUGAAGGAUUCACGCUGUAAACUGGAGAGAUUGAGUCUUUAUGACUGUGGCAUUACAGAUGUUUCUUCUUUAACUCAGUCUUUGAGAAACACAAAAGCUCUGCAGUUUCUGAAAGAGCUUGAUCUGAGAUGUAAUAUGAUUGGAGACUCAAAGCAGCAGCUCAUUGAUGUGCUACGAGACUCAAACUGUAAACUGAGGUGA
Onychostoma macrolepis is the source of this 4238-nucleotide messenger RNA. RefSeq names its product NACHT, LRR and PYD domains-containing protein 3-like. The record is from RefSeq and is a predicted model, not a curated record. The transcript is spliced from 16 exons. Gene Ontology annotation, molecular function: protein binding. Lineage: Eukaryota; Metazoa; Chordata; Actinopteri; Cypriniformes; Cyprinidae.